AUGGAUUCAAUUGGAACGAUUUCAACGUUUUCACAGAUACUUGUAAAUGAAUUCAAAUCGUUUCCUUCGAAACCGAUUGUCAGUUGCUUAGUGGAUAUUUCAAAUGUAUUGUCUGGUGUUGAUAUCAAUGCUGAUUCAGACUUGAAUGUAAAUAGAGUUAUAGAGUAUAUCGAUGGUCAAAUCGACCAAAUGCUACCACUGUUACACUACUUCAAUUUGAAGACCGUACUUGGUAAGCUAAUCAAGAAGAAGAAGCCACAAAAGACAUCACCACCAAAGAAUGAAAUAUUAAAAGAAUCCAUUAGUGAACUUGUAAAGUUAAUGUCUAUUAUACAGAUGAUUGGAAUAAGAGAACAACAAACGGUGGAAUUGGUAGAGGCAUUCGAUAAGUGUGACUCCACUGUGCUUUGGAUCGGACAGGCAACACAACAGCAAUCGACAGAGUGUGGUGGACGUAUUCAAGUCGUUGUCAAACUGAGUGUUGCAGAGGCAACACAACAUCUAGAGUCCAAUGCCGAUCUAAUAGAUGCACCCACCUCUCACUUUAGAAUAGUAAUAGAUAGAGAUAUUGAUUAUCAUUCAUGUAUUUCACCUCACCUAAGUGGUGCAUCUACCAAUUCAUUCAGUGGUAACAAUAGUAAUAAUAAUAAUAACAAUGCUGGUAAUAAUACACUUGAUCUAGAGGAUCAAGAAGAUACCGAUGAAGAUUCAAGUCAACAUAAAUCUGUAUAUCGUGAUGAUAGUAGCAAUAGCAAUAACAAUAGUAAUAAUAGUAUUAGCAAUGGUAAUGGAGUUGGAAGUGAUAGUGGUGCCAAUGGUAAUAAUAAUAGCGAUACUGAUGGAAUUGGAUUGUUUGAUAUCGGGAACAAUGGUGCACCACCGACGACACCGAGCAAAUCGACAACCUCGAGCGAUGCUGCUCUAGAUAGUCUCAAUCUUAGAGCGAGCAAUCGCUCACAGAUUCUAAAGAAUAUGGGCUCGCCUGGAGGCAGCAGGAACAAUGUAUCACCUUCUCACGCCAACAACAAACAUAGUCCAGGUAAAACAGGUGGUAGUAACGGUUCAUUGGAUACCACUCCAUCUAAACUGAACAACAAUAACAAACCAAAUUCGACGACAACAUCAACAUCAUCUACAACAACUACUACAUCAUCAUCAUCAUCAGCAACAGCUAAUAAUAAUAACAAUAGUGGAUCUUCAGCUAUAGCUGCAACUACUUCGCCAAAACAAACAGGUAAGAUGAAUUCACUUUCUUUGAUGACAAUGUCGGCUUCUAGCGAUGGAUUCAUCAAUGAUCCCGCACUCAAUAGAAUAUCGCCACAGAAUACAUGCUUGUCGUUGACCACUGCACUUCAUAUUACAACGGGACGUGUCAUGUCGGCACACGUACAUCUCAGAGAUGCACUGGACAAUCCAGUUCAGACGUCGGUGACCUCUGCUCAUUCCGGACUUGGACCGGUGUCGUCACACCCAAUACAGAUCUACUUGGAGGGUCCGUCUCCAGUGCCCGGACCUCACCCUGCCUACAUCUAUGUGGUUGGUCCAGGCAUUCUGGGUAAGAGAAAACAACGUGUAUCCAUUGCACCUGCACCCAUCACUGAAUCUAACGAUGAUCUACUAGACUUGUUCUCUCAAGAAAAGAAACAAAAGAAUAAUAAUAAUAAGAAUAGCAAUAAGGAUAACAACAACAAUAAUAAUAAUAAUAAUAAUAAUCAGAAUGGUAGUGUUAAUAUUGUAGAACAACAACAACAACAACAACAACAACAACAACAGCAGCAACAAGAACAAGUACAAGCUGUUGUAAAUCAUGAACAACAACAACAACAACAACAGCAACAACAAGAACAAGUACUUCAACACCAAGAGGAGCAUGUACAGCAACAGGAGCAAAUGGCCGAUAGUGUAAAUAUUGAAAAGAAUGGUAUCGCCAAUAUCGAAGGAGAUAAGAAUAUGAUGGAUGAGUAUACUCCUGCUACUCUUAUUUAUGAGCAUAUUUCACCGACUCAGCAGGUUGAAGACUAUGUUGAACCUACUCAGCAUAUAGAGGAGCACCAUGGUGAACAUUCUGUCGAGCAUAUGCAUAUUCAUCAUGAGCAUCACCACCACGUCGACCAGCAUGAGCAUAUUCACGCGGAGCAUCUUCAUCACGACCAUCAAAUGCAACAUCACGAUGCACACGGACAUGAACAACACGAACACAUACACACCGAGCAUCACCAUGAGCAUGAGCAUGGCCACCACGAACACGCUCACCACGAACAUCAUGAGCUUGAACAUGAACAUCAUCCUCACCAUGAGCAUGAACAUGUGUCCCAUCACGAGCAUCAUGCGCAUCACGGACAUAUCGACCACCAGCAACAGCAACACCAUGAACUACACGAACAUCAUCCUCACCACCAUCAUCAUCAUCAUGAGCACCAUGAACAUGAACAACAACACCACCACCACCAUUAUCAUCACGAAGGUGUAGAAGUUGAGGUCGAAGCAACUCUGCCGAUGGACGACGAUUCGCUCACUCAACAUGUUGAACAUCACGAACACAUCGAGCAGCAACACCACCACGAACAACACCAUAUUCAUCAGCAACAUCACCAUCAUCACGAGCAUCACGAGCAUCACGAACACCACGAACACCACGAGCAUCACGAGCAUCAUGAACACAUCGAACAACACCACCACGACCACCAUAUUCAUCAGCAACAUGAACAUCAUGAUAUGAUCACAGAAGACAUCAACAUUGAACCAACGCAGGUUGCUUACGAUUCAAUGGAAGAUACUACUCAUAACCUCGAACAACAACAACAACAGCUACUUCAAAACAUGGAAGUAGUACUGCCAAACAACAACAAUGACCAUUUAGAAGCUACUCAAUUGACCAAAGAUAAUGAUGAUGAUGAUGAUGAUAACUCAACAUCUGCUACACUUCCAACUCUUCCGACUCUUCCAAUUAUUGAAUACCAUCUGUAUAUCCAGCGACUGUCUGGUGAGAUGUCUAAAGUUGAUUGGCACAAUUGGAGUGUGGCUUUGUUGGAAUCUUACAUGGCGGAGGAUCUUCCAUAUUCCUAA
Molecule: messenger RNA, 3066 nt
Organism: Heterostelium album PN500
Lineage: Eukaryota; Evosea; Eumycetozoa; Acytosteliales; Acytosteliaceae
Gene: limA
Product: LIM-type zinc finger-containing protein
Exons: 6
Coding region: 1-3066 (1021 amino acids)
Source: RefSeq, a predicted model, not a curated record